CAGAAGUUCGAGGAGUCGCAGACGGAGCUGGAGGCGUCGCAGAAGGAGGCCAGGUCCCUCAGCACCGAGCUCUUCAAGCUGAAGAACGCCUACGAGGAGUCGCUGGAGCACCUGGAGACCUUCAAGAGGGAGAACAAGAACCUCCAAGAGGAGAUCUCGGACCUGACGGAGCAGCUGGGCGCCAGCCACAAGACCAUCCACGAGCUGGAGAAGGCGCGGAAGCAGCUGGACGCCGAGAAGCUGGAGCUUCAAGCCGCGCUGGAAGAGGCUGAGGCCUCUCUGGAGCACGAGGAGGGGAAGAUCUUGAGGGCCCAGCUGGAGUUCAACCAGGUCAAGGCGGACUACGAGCGCAAGCUGGCCGAGAAGGACGAGGAGGCGGAGCAGGCCAAGCGCAACCACCUGCGGGUGGUGGAGUCGCUGCAGACCUCGCUGGACGCCGAGACCCGCAGCCGCAACGAGGCCCUGCGGCUGAAGAAGAAGAUGGAGGGCGACCUCAACGAGAUGGAGAUCCAGCUCGGCCACGCCAACCGCGUGGCCGCCGAGGCCCAGGCCCACCUGAAGGCAGCCCAGGCUCACCUCAAGGACACCCAACUGCAGCUGGAUGACGUGGUGAGGGCUAACGAAGACCUGAAGGAGAACAUCGCCAUCGUGGAGAGGAGGAACAACCUCCUGCAGUCGGAGCUGGAGGAGCUCCGGGCGGUGGUGGAGCAGACCGAGAGGGCACGGAAGGUGGCCGAGCAGGAGCUGAUCGAGGCCAGCGAGAGGGUCCAGCUCCUCCAUUCCCAG
This is a messenger RNA of Pelecanus crispus (Dalmatian pelican), 786 nucleotides long. The record is from RefSeq and is a predicted model, not a curated record. Lineage: Eukaryota; Metazoa; Chordata; Aves; Pelecaniformes; Pelecanidae.